AUGGCAGAUAGUUUAGUGGAAACGCCCACCGCGGCCAGUUCGGCUCAUUUGAUGAAUCUAAACGUCAUAAACGCGAUGUCGACCAGCAGUGCAAGCGAUCCGGGAAGUUCCGCUUCCUCGUCGUCCGCUCCAUCGUCGAGUGUGGCCACGUCGUCUGGUACGAACGGGUCGGGCAAUGUGUCCGGCACUAUCGAUCAGACUGCUGCCAGCAACACUAAUGGUAGCAGCAGCAGUGGAACAUCACCGUCCGUUUUGAUGUCGGUCAGCGCUACGACAAGCUCCUCCCAAACGACCGGCCGCCAGUCAAGUUUGGCUUCCGAUCUGCUGCUUAAUCAGAUGCUAAACAUUGCACAGCAUCGUGCCGCAAACAAUGGUGGCAACCAGCAGCAACCGUCAUCAUCAUCCUCAUCGACCCCGAACGUCCCGUCCUCGUCGUCCACCGUAUCCUCCUCCGGCACACCGGUCGUUAGCUCACAGCUAACCUCUGUACCUACGGCCGGCGGAGACAUGAUCCCCACCAUCAUUACCUUUUCCGCGAUCCCUUCUUCGUCCUCGUCGUCCUCUUCAUCGUCGGCCUCGUCCUCGUCCGUGCAGCAGCAGCCGCUCGAGCUGCUGCACCGCGAAACACCCAAACAGGCACCGGCCAACCGCAAUGUGGCCGCGUCCAUCCAUGGUCGGCCCGUCGACGAACGGGGCGACGACGAUGGCGAACCGGAAGCGAAGCGCAAAAAAGUCGAUAAACCGAGUGCAAAGGUCGAAAAGCUGGAGCUCCGUCUCGGCGGUAUACUGUGUUGUGCCGUCUGUCUCGACCUGCCGAGGACUGCCAUGUAUCAGUGCUCCAUGGGACAUCUGAUGUGCGCUGGAUGCUUUACGCAUUUGUUGGCCGACGGAAGACUGCGCGAUCAGAAUGCUACCUGUCCGAACUGUCGUACAGAAAUCAGUAAGAACAACUCGUCGCGUAAUUUGGCGGUCGAGAAGGCAGUUUCGGAACUGCCGGCCGAAUGUCAGUACUGUUCCAAGGAGUUUCCGAACAAAUCGAUCGAUUACCACGAAUCGACCGAAUGUGAAGAUCGUCCGACGGACUGCAAGUAUGCACGCAUCGGUUGUCAGUGGCGUGGUCCAAUACAUGAGGUGACGUCCCACGAGGCCAACUGUGCCCAUCCGAGAAAAUCUGGCGCAGACGUGAUGGUGGCGCUCCAGGCACAUGAUGUGAAGGCGGCCGAGGAUAAGAAGCUGUUCCUCACGCUGAUCGAUUUGCUGAGCUAUGAGAAGAUCAUUUUUAACGAUUUACAGCUCAAACCGUACCGAACGGAUGAGUACGUCCACCGUCUGUACUAUGAAACGAGCCGUUUCUCCGCCUUCAACCAUCAAUGGGUAGUGAAAGCGAUCAUCAACAAAAGCCAGCGCGAUCCACACGAAUCUUGCGAGCGCGAUAUUACUUAUCAGCUUAUUUUGAAAUCAAAAACAACGAGUCCGUUGCCGAUGCACUUCUUCGUACUUCGUGGCCCAUUUUCCGACAUUAAGGUGGACACGCAAAUCUACAAGCACGAUUUCGCCGACACGGAAACGGAAAGUCCGUUCAAGCUGCUACCCCUGCCGGAUACCGCCGAAUGUAACAGGCUGCUGGCAGCGAAAGCAAUCAAUUUCAGGUUAAUUAUGUUUUUGGCCUCAAAAUAA
This is a messenger RNA of Anopheles maculipalpis, 1677 nucleotides long. Its product is annotated as cysteine and histidine-rich protein 1 homolog. The record is from RefSeq and is a predicted model, not a curated record. The coding region runs from base 1 to 1677 and encodes 558 amino acids. The transcript is spliced from 6 exons. Gene Ontology annotation, cellular component: nucleus. Lineage: Eukaryota; Metazoa; Arthropoda; Insecta; Diptera; Culicidae.